This is a messenger RNA of Laccaria bicolor S238N-H82, 927 nucleotides long. RefSeq lists its product as uncharacterized. Gene Ontology annotation, biological process: transsulfuration. The coding region runs from base 1 to 927 and encodes 308 amino acids. NCBI's taxonomy places the organism in Eukaryota, Fungi, Basidiomycota, Agaricomycetes, Agaricales, Hydnangiaceae. The transcript is spliced from 6 exons. Gene Ontology annotation, molecular function: thiosulfate-cyanide sulfurtransferase activity. The record is from RefSeq and is a predicted model, not a curated record. Gene Ontology annotation, cellular component: mitochondrion.
AUGUCUUCUGCAGCACCACUUCUGCUUUCGCCCAAGGAGGUCAACCUUCUCCAGCAGUCCCCAACCCCCAUCUCCAUACUUGACGCGACAUGGUUUAUGCCAAAUGUUGCGAGGGAUGCCAAAGACGAGUUCUUGUCCAAGAGAAUACCAGGGGCGCAAUUCCUGGAUUUGGAUGACGUCGCAAGCUCUCAUGAGCUUGGGUUGAAGCACAUGAUGCCGGACCAAAAAACUUUUUCUCAAGCUUGCGAAAAACUCGGAGUUACACCUUCAUCUCAUGUAGUACUCUACGACACCCACGGUGUCUUCUCCUCGCCUCGCGCUUUGUUUAUGUUUCGAUCUUUUGGGCAUCAAAAUUCAAGCGUUAUUAAUGGAGGUCUUCCACGUUGGGUUCACGAAGGUCUUCCGAUCGAGAGCAACUCCCCGACAAUGAUUCCUUCAUCUCAUUAUGCGCCGCCACACUUCGAUGUGCGAUCGAUCAGAGAUUACCAACAGAUAGUUGAGAAUUCAAGUUUAGACCCCCAAACAAACCCAGACGCGGAAAUUGUUCUUGACGCUCGAGCGCAUGGAAGAUACCUGGGGACUGUUCCGGAACCCCGCCCUGGGCUUUCAUCAGGCCACAUCCCAAAUUCUUUCUCACUGCCAUUUAACCUCUUCUUGCAGAAGCAAGGCACACCCGAUGGUGAAUAUACCACUUUUCUCCCUGAGCAAGAGCUGCGCGCUGCACUUGAUAACGUUGCGGGUGUGCAGUACGCAGAGAAAAUAAUUUCCGGAGAGAGACCCGUCGUGACCAGCUGCGGAAGCGGUAUGACUGCAGGCGUACUCUGGCUUGGCCUGAGUCUUCUUGGCGCGAAAAAUAUAGGUCUGUACGAUGAAUCUUGGACAGGAUAUGCGAUGCGGCCCUCAAGUAAAAUCGUCAAAACGGAGUAG